CUUUCACAGGAAGUGAGAAUGAGUUGGUUACACAAGGGCGAAGAAAAAGGGAAAAGAGAACUCAACUUGUGUUGUAAAAUAGGAAACCAGUAGACUCGUUUAUCCUGUCCAGUCACGAGAUUGGUCCUAUUUAGAUUUAAUCAACAACAAAAAAAAUAAAACAAACCUUGUUUUAUGUGUCUGCGGAGCAGAAGAAGCGUGUUUUAAAGACUCAAAAAGAUCGGAGUGGAAUGUUUUCUGCAUGGAUUUUCGUAGCAGGGCGCCUAUCAAGGGGGUUACUUCUGGGUUCGCGUCAGAAAUAAAGCCACACGAUAUAACUGAAGACAUCGAUGGAGUGGUUGGUGCACGUCGAUUGAUCUGUAUGGUGACGGAGAAAAGUUCAUUUCAUCCAUGCUAGUCUUUGAUGAAGAGUCUCUCCCUUCUAAUAUAACGUUUGGAUUCAUGAGAUACCCUGUAAGAGCUUUUGUGCACAAGCCUCUUCAGUGUCAUACUUGUGUCAAGUGUGUGCAGGAAGGAAGAAAAUCGACCGAGGUAAAGACAGUUUCAAGUUAGAUAUUCGACGGAUAUUCGCACUUUUAAAACUAAACUUUUAAACAUCAAUAGCUUUCAAACCACUUGAGCCACAGACUCCAAAUAAGUGUCAUUAUGUUGGAAAAAAUGCGUACAACACUGCACAGGUCUUAUUUUCACGAUUUGGACUUUCCAGAGCUUUCCAGAGCUAAUAAACAUGUGGAAAUGUGAGCAGCAUGUUUGUAUUCCUAGUUGAAUUAGUUAGGGAGCGUAAACAAAGUACCAGCGUUUUUUACAUUCGAAUUUCAAUAGCUCAUUGGUCAUGUGACCUACUUGACUCAAACAAAUUAUUAUAUAGCUCCUGCCUCCUCUGGCAUAAGCUAUUCCCAUUAUACCCGUAGGCUACACUGAAUAAACUAUGAGCUCGAACGCACCCACUGUUUGACAGUCAAAACUCGUACCAGGAAAUGGACAAUAAACAAGGUAAUCGUUUAAUAUUCGUUUUGAUAUACCUUCACGUUUUAAUUGGUUAUAUGAUCACGUUGUAGUUGUAAGUUUCGAUAAGUAGGCCUAGGCUAAAUACAUGAUCAGACAGCGCAUUUUAGGCUACCGAGCAACGAGCAACAAGAGGUUUUGCGCGCACAAUCCAAUUGUCUGCGUUCGACCACAAACUCAAAACAUGGUUCAUUUGAUUUGACAGGUGAUCAAAAAACAAGACAUCGGAUAACAUGACUAACCCCACAUUAUUGUAAGAACCUACAUGUGAUUCGCAUAAACGGUUUCCAUUCUCAAUGUCUGGUUAGGCCUAUUCAUAAUACGGCUUUAGAUUAAGUGACUGAGGACAUAAUAACAAUCGUUACAAUGGUGUUGUAAAUAUCAGAAUUUAAUUGAUACACUUUAAGCUGAUGAUUUAUGCUGAUGAUCCUGUAGCAGUUACAGUAACACGUCACAGAAAAGCUGAUAUUGGCUGCAACACAGUCUCACAUUCAAUUCGCGCAUAUAUGUACAAAAUGUAUUUCAGCAGAUGUCGUGCGUUUUUGUGCAUUUUUGGGGUGGUUAAAUUCGUUUGAAAAUACACGAAUGUCUGUGCUACUUAAUUCGUGCGAAAAGACACGAAUUUAACCAGUAGGCGAUACAAGCCUUUGCAACAACCAUAUUGACGCGAUAAUUUAUAUUUCAUUUUUGUUCUUCUUAAUGGCUAAUUCAACGUCAUGAAUAUACAGAAAUGUUGUCUUUGUUUAACCAUGUUUUAAAAUGUGUCGUUGUAUGCCUAUAUGUACUGUUUUAGACUUGCUGAACAGAAUUUGAGAAAAGACGCACAUUUACGUGCGACUUAAUUCGUGGGAAAUAUUGUUUUAUUAAUGCCAAUGCUGUUUUCUGUGCUUGAUUUCACUUAAGACUUUGGAUACUGGUGCACUUGUAAUCAGAACGCCUUUUUUUUCAUGUAGGCAACCAUACACGAUUUUAUUCAUAACCCAUUUCAUAUUUCGUGGAGCAUAAAUUACACCAUUUUCUUCAUAAUGCAUGUAUUACAUGUUAAACAGGUUAAUGUAAAAUAAUGAAUUAUGUUGGCUUACACUUAUGGCCUUUCCAAUGCCUUUCCAUUAUGAUUAUUACGGUCAUGUCACUCAUGUUAUAUACUUAUGCUACUUUAACGCGAUCAACCAGUUAGCAUGUCAGAAAUGUCAGUUUCCUAGUACCGACUAGCACUUGAAUGCAGUAUUAUGCUGGCUUCACAUUCUCCUGGGAUACUGGACAAUGGGAAGUCGUAACUCCGACAUUAUUGUUUUCAAGUUCUUUUCAAGUCGGAACAAUUCUUAAACCAAUAAGAUUGGCCACAUCAUUUUCUAAUUUCCCUCUUGUAAUUCCUAUUUGGAGGGUCAUUCAAGUGAAACUUCCCAGUCGGAACUAGGAAUCCCCGAGAACUCCGAUAGUACCUGAACGAGGCAUUAGUAUGUGUAAUAGCAGCUACAUGCAUAGCCUACAUCUGUCUUCAGAUUUAUUUUAUGGGUGAUUUUUCCAUUGACAGAAAUGUAUUUAGUCUUCCACUCCACUCUUCCGAUACAUUUAUUUGCUGCAGACAAGAUGAUAUUCAACAGGUAGGCAUUUUGAAACCGUUCAGAGAUUACUCCAAGUAAUGGCACUCUUUGGGAUCUUUGCCAGGGAACAUUUAAAUACAUUAUCAAUGGCAAAUACUGUUUUCUAUGCUUGAUUUCACUUAAUAUUUUUGGGUGUUGCGCUCAUUGCAGUCAGAAAACAUGUUGGCCGAUCAAAACCCUUGCGGGUUUCUCUCCCCGAGUCGUACGAGAAAAUAACGGAAAACUGACCCAAGAUCAGUACUGUACAUAUGCAACUUCAACCCCAUGUAAUGCGGAGCGCGUUCCAGCUCGUCAACACAAUCGGCUGCAGGGGAGGUUACUUUCUGUGUUGUUCAGUUUAUAUAAUAAUAUCAAAUUAAAUGAAUCUUAGAAACGCUUUUCCAGGCAGUUUGAAUGUAUAUUCUUAUUCUGUGCAGAAUCUGUGUAAUUUGACCUACAACACAAAUGCGCACCAUGACUUCAACAAAGAAGACAACUUGGAACCUACCCGAUCCUCCCAAGCGAUCAUUCUCUUUCCCGCUCCAAAUAAAGACCCUUCACACCUACCACCCUUCUAUUCAGACAACUCAGACCUACGGCUGACACCUUUAGUCUCUCUAUCUCUCUCUUUCUUUCUAUACAUCCUCUUUGUACAGAUCUCUUGAUCUAUCCAUCUGGCUGCAUUUUAAAAUGGCUCCUGGCUCCAGCCGUAAGCUGUGUCCUAGCUGUAAAACAUCAAUAUGAGUAGCCUCAAAGAAGUGCAAGUUCUGUGGCGCAAUAAUACAGCUGAAGGUGAAGUUAGAGGCCCAGAAAAUGAAGGCUACUGAUGAAUGGGCAACUAAGACUAUUAAAUAUGGAAGAUUUGCAACCUUGAUUAAUGCAGCAAACAAGCUGGUACAUAGGUUCCACAAGUUAGGAGUGUACCCCCUGCUACUCCUCAGCAAGAGGAAGAAGGGUAACAUUUUGUCGUCAACUGCACUGUGUCCUCACAGUGGUAUGAUGAACCAGACCUCAAUGGCAGCAAUCCAAAGGUUGUAUGAGGCAAUUGUGAAAGUGGCAAUCAACACCCAUGCCCCCACACUACAACCCUCCAACCCUCCCCCUGUUGCUGCCCAAGAACUGUCUGAUACAGUUGCCCCCCAGGAGACCAGCUACACCCUCAUCCUCAACCAGGUUGAACCCCUGAUAUCCCCCACCGCCCAGGAGACCAGCUACACCCCCAUCCUCAACCAGGUUGAACCCCUGAUAUCCCCCACCGCCCAGGAGACCAGCUACACCCUCAUCCUCAACCAGGUUGAACCCCUGAUAUCCCCCACCACCCAGGAGACCAGCUACACCCCCAUCCUCAACCAGGUUGAACCCCUGAUAUCCCCCACCGCCCAGGAGACCAGCUACACCCUCAUCCUCAACCAGGUUGAACCCCUGAUAUCCCCCACCGCCCAGGAGACCAGCUACACCCCCAUCCUCAACCAGGUUGAACCCCUGAUAUCCCCCACCGCCCAGGAGACCAGCUACACCCUCAUCCUCAACCAGGUUGAACCCCUGAUAUCCCCCACCACCCAGGAGACGAGCUACACCCCCAUCCUCAACCAGGUUGAACCCCUGAUAUCUCCCACCGCCCAGGAGACCAGCUACACCCCCAUCCUCAACCAGGUUGAACCCCUGAUAUCCCCCACCGCCCAGGAGACCAGCUACACCCUCAUCCUCAACCAGGUUGAACCCCUGAUAUCCCCCACCGCCCAGGAGACCAGCUACACCCUCAUCCUCAACCAGGUUGAACCCCUGAUAUCCCCCACCACCCAGGAGACCAGCUACACCCCCAUCCUCAACCAGGUUGAACCCCUGAUAUCCCCCACCGCCCAGGAGACCAGCUACACCCUCAUCCUCAACCAGGUGGAACCCCUGAUAUCCCCCACCACCCAGGAGUCCAGCUACACCCCCAUCCUCAACCAGGUUGAACCCCUGAUAUCCCCCACCACCCAGGAGACCAACUCCAACUCGCUGAGCAUGACACAGUCAAACCCAUCCAAUCCCAUCCUACCCCAUCCAAACCCAUCCUACCCCAUCCUACCCCAUCCAACCGUGUCCUACCCCAUCCUACCCCAUCCAACCGUAUCCUACCUCAUCCAACCGUAUCCUACCCCAUCCAACCCCAUCCUACCUCAUCCAACCGUGUCCUACCCCAUCCAACCCCAUCCUACCCCAUCCAACCGUGUCCUACCCCAUCCAACCCCAUCCUACCUCAUCCAACCGUGUCCUACCCCAUCCUAACCCAUCCUUCCCCAUCCUACCCCAUCCAACCCCAUCCAACCGUGUCCUACCCCAUCCUACCCCAUCCAACCGUAUCCUACCCCAUCCAACCCCAUCCUACCUCAUCCAACCGUGUCCUACCCCACACAACACCAUCCUACCCCAUCCUACCCCAUCCAACCCCAUCCUACCCCAUCCAACCGUGUCCUACCCCAUCCUACCCCACACAACCCCAUCCUACCCCACCCAACCCCAUCCUACCCCAUCCAACCGUAUCCUACCCCAUCCAACCCCAUCCUACCUCAUCCAACCGUGUCCUACCCCAUCCUACCCCACACAACCCCAUCCUACCCCAUCCAACCGUAUCCUACCCCAUCCAACUCCAUCCUACCCCAUCCAACUCCGACCAAGGAAGAGGAAAUAUGACUACAUGCAAAAAGAGUGUCCAGUGCAUCCGGGGCAAACGAUUUUCCCUAUUCUCAAGAUUCUUGCCAAUAGAACUUCAAAUGAGGGUCAGGAGCAGAAAGUGAGGUGGAAGCCAUGUGGCAAGAAAUGGGACGAUGACUGGAUCAAGGCCGAGGACCAGGUUUCUCCAGUUUAACCAUACUUUAUGCACAUAUGUAUUACAAACG
Salvelinus fontinalis (brook trout) is the source of this 5470-nucleotide messenger RNA. RefSeq names its product mucin-2-like. Bases 3402 to 4859 code for a protein of 485 amino acids. The record is from RefSeq and is a predicted model, not a curated record. The transcript has 8 exons. NCBI's taxonomy places the organism in Eukaryota, Metazoa, Chordata, Actinopteri, Salmoniformes, Salmonidae.